Neodiprion fabricii is the source of this 2139-nucleotide messenger RNA. Its product is annotated as cGMP-dependent protein kinase, isozyme 1-like. The coding region runs from base 1 to 2139 and encodes 712 amino acids. Gene Ontology annotation, molecular function: ATP binding; cGMP-dependent protein kinase activity. The record is from RefSeq and is a predicted model, not a curated record. Lineage: Eukaryota; Metazoa; Arthropoda; Insecta; Hymenoptera; Diprionidae. Gene Ontology annotation, biological process: protein phosphorylation. The transcript has 13 exons.
AUGAUGAAGUUCUCGUGCUUUCCGACUCCUAGUAUUUUGGGACAGAGAGGGAGCAUCAAUUUGCCUUCUCUGUCCGGAGCAGGAGCUUCACCGCCAUCACCGUCGCAGGUUAAUGCAACGGCACGGGGAGCGGCCACAGUUAUGAGCUACAAGCGCUCCGACGAACCGGAAGCGAGCAGUAGCGUCAUACAGCCGCUUCCCAAAAUUGUCGUACAACCAAGCCCACCGAAACCACCGAAGCGAGCUGCACCUCAACCACCGACGAGAUCUGACGUCGUCGACCGAGGCAAUGAAAGAAAGGAGGGUGUGAUUGGAAAAACAUCGGCACCAGUGACGGGACCGAUUCCAGUUUACAACAAAGACCCCAAGUCUCGGGAGCAGAUAAAAAACGCAAUUCUCAAUAAUAAUUUCCUUGGUAAUCUGGACGAGGCACAGGUCGAGGAUCUUGUUUCAGCCAUGCAUCCGAAACUUGUGCCACCUGGGACGCUGGUGAUCCGGCAAGGCGAUAUCGGUUCUCACCUCUACGUUUCCGCGGAGGGAGAAUUCAACAUCUUUGAGGGUGAAGUCCUGCAGAGUACCUUCGGUCCUGGAGUGGCUUUCGGAGAGCUGGCGCUGCUCUACAACACGAAGAGACUUCGCUCGAUUCAAGUGAAGAGCGGAGGCAAGGUCUGGAUCCUUGAUCGGGGAGUCUUCCGCACGGUGAUGAUGAGGAGCGUGCAGGACAGGCUGCAAUCCAACAUACGAUUCCUCAGGCGGAUAACGAUAUUCCAGAGUCUACCAGAACCGAAGGACCAUGUCCUCGCGAAGAUCUCGGACCUACUACGAGUGGAAUUCUUUCCGGCCGGAACUCGGAUCGUUCGACAAGGCGAGGAGGGUCACAAAUUCUACAUAAUUCGUGGCGGAACCGUAAAAAUUACGAAGGAUACCCUCUACGGCGGAGAGGAACAAAUGGUGUUGCUUGAUCGCGGAAAGUACUUUGGUGAAAAGGCCCUACUCAACGAGGGAGAAAACCGGCGUCAAGCCAACGCGAUCGCCAUGCCGCCAGGAGCCGAGUGUCUCACUCUUGACAGACAAUCUUUCCUCAACUACCUUGGAGCUCUCGAGGAGAUACGAACCAAGGACUGGAUGGCCGAGUACGACAAGCAGAAGAAGUCGCUGACCAUGCAGACGUGGAUCAGCGAGUACGCGAACCUGAAACUGUCGGAUCUGGAAUGUAGGGCGACGCUGGGGGUCGGUGGAUUCGGAAGGGUGGAGCUCGUUGUUCCGAAAUCCAUGCCGGAUAAGAGUUUUGCAUUGAAAUUACUGAAGAAGAAAACAAUGGUCGACCAGCAGCAGCAGGAGCAUGUCCUUAACGAGAAGUGGAUCAUGCAGGCAUGCUCAUCGCCGUUCAUCUGCAAACUGUACCAGACCUACAAGGACAGAAAGUAUGUAUAUUUCCUGAUGGAGGUUUGCCUUGGUGGUGACGUCUGGACCACUCUUCAACAGAAACGAUUUUUCAACGACCCCACAUCCCAAUUCAUGGUCGGCUGCGUAGUGGAGGCCCUGGACCACCUCCACUCUCUAAACAUCGUCUACCGCGAUCUCAAACCGGAAAACCUGAUGCUGGACUCCCGAGGAUACCUAAAACUAGUCGACUUCGGGUUUAGCAAAAAGAUUGGCCCCGACAAGACCUGGACUUUUGCCGGAACACCGGAGUACGUCGCUCCAGAGAUAAUUCUGAACAAAGGACACGACAGGGCGGUUGAUUACUGGGCAUUGGGUAUUCUUACACACGAGUUGCUGGUUGGCAAACCACCGUUCAGGGACCACGACCACAUGUCGACGUACAACAAGAUCCUGAAGGGAAUCGAUGCCGUUAGCAUACCGAACAUCGUCAACAAAUCUGCGAAUAAUUUUAUAAGGAAACUUCUCCGCCAGAGCCCUUCAGAGCGAUUGGGAUAUCAGCGUGCCGGUGUCCAAGAAAUCCGCGAUCAUAAGUGGUUUGGCGGGUUCAACUGGGAAGCUCUUCGUGAGCAGAGCAUGUCUGCGCCUAUAAUUCCUGAGGUACGGAGUCACAUAGAUACGAAAAACUUUGGAAAGUAUCCAGCAGAUACUGACCUUCCGCCAGACGAAUUCUCUGGCUGGGAUCAAGAUUUCUAA